GUGGUCUCGGAAAUGACAGCUUGGAUGGUGGUGCGGGAGCAGAUACUCUCAUUGGUGGUUUAGGAAAUGAUACUUACUUCGUUGACAACGUUGGUGAUGUCAUUACUGAGUUGGCUAAUGAAGGUACUGACCGAGUCUUUGCAAGUGUAAAUUAUACUUUGGCUGCAAAUAUCGAAAAUCUGAUCUUAUUUGGUACUGGCAACAUUAAUGGUACGGGUAAUGAUCUUGCAAAUAAUUUGCUAGGAAACUCUGGUAGUAACACUCUCAUCGGUGGUUUGGGUGAUGAUACUCUAGAUGGUGGUGCUGGAGCAGAUACUUUAGUUGGUGGACUCGGUAACGAUACCUACUUUGUUGAUCAUGUAGGUGAUGUGGUAACAGAGCUUGCUGGUGAAGGAACUGACCGAGUUUAUUCAAGUGUAAGUUAUACAUUAAACACGAAUGUUGAAAAUCUGAUUUUGAGUGGCACUUCAGCUAUCAAUGGAACAGGUAACGAUCUUGCAAAUACGCUACUAGGAAAUAGUGGUAGUAACGUUCUAGAUGGUAAAGCGGGUAAUGAUACUUAUACUGCAGGUGCAGGUUCUGAUACCGUUAUCUUCAAUCUAUUAUCAAAUAAUGCAACUGGGGGUAAUGAUUCAGACACUUGGACAGAUUUUGAAGUCGGAUUAAAUGCUGACAAGAUUGAUGUAAGUAGUUUGUUGAUUGGUUUUAAUGGCAGUGAAGAUUUGACAACGGUAGAUCAAUUCUUAUCUGUUGUGGAUACUGGUACUGAUAUAAAAAUUCUUCUAGAUCGAGAUGGUAGUGGAGGAAGUUAUAGUGACACUCUAUUAUUAACAUUGAAGAAUGUUGAUGUUAGUUUACAAGCAUUGUUAGAUAAUCAUCAGUUAUUACUAAAUAUGGCAUAA
Contarinia nasturtii (swede midge) is the source of this 902-nucleotide messenger RNA. Its product is annotated as mannuronan C5-epimerase AlgE5-like. The annotation marks the transcript as partial. Gene Ontology annotation, molecular function: calcium ion binding. NCBI's taxonomy places the organism in Eukaryota, Metazoa, Arthropoda, Insecta, Diptera, Cecidomyiidae. The record is from RefSeq and is a predicted model, not a curated record. The transcript has a single exon.